Molecule: messenger RNA, 4291 nt
Organism: Sus scrofa (pig)
Lineage: Eukaryota; Metazoa; Chordata; Mammalia; Artiodactyla; Suidae
Gene: OLFM3
Product: olfactomedin 3
Biological process (GO): signal transduction
Source: RefSeq, a predicted model, not a curated record
GCUACAGACUGUGUGUGUUGGACAGAAAAUACACAUUGAUAGUCUUCACUGCCAACUUUCUUUAAAGCACUAAGUACACUAAGUACUAUAUCAAGUCCUCUGCCAAUGACAGCAGAAGAUUCCAGGCACUAUUUGUUUCAUAAUCCUAUAUCUAGCUGACUCUGUAUGUACUUCUCUGCAGUUCAAGUUGCCAGCAAAUGCUGAACUGGAACACAAGAGUCAAUCCUGGUUUGGUUAACAAAUUCCCCCGCAAAACAUCUCCCCAAGCCCCCAGGAGCUGUAGUGAUGUCAUAUCCGUUGUCCAGGUCUCCACACCUCUCUCGGCAGUUUACUCCCUUUAUCUUUUUCUUGGGUCCAAACUUUUUGAGGAGGUCUGGCUAGAGAGCCACACGAGAGGGUAAACUGGGGCGCCGCGGGUUGGUGGAGCUUCAGCACCUCGGUCAGCGCCCACUGCAGCUCAACCCACCCCUAGAGCUCGCGGACUCCCAGCUCUGAGAAUGCCUGCGGAAUGAUCGCCCCCAGGGCGGCUGCCGCUGCUGCUGCCGCUACCGCUACCGCUGCUGCUGCUCCUGCUGCUGCUCCAGCCACUCACUGCCUCCGUCUCCACUCUGCUCUGACUGACAGGCAGAAAGUGCAACUGACGAAGGAAAGGUCUCUGCAGUGAGAGUGGAGUGGCUACAUAAAAGAGAGUAAAGGGGGAAAAAACCCAGAUCAGAAUGCAGGCGACGUCCAACCUACUCAACCUCCUGCUGCUGUCUUUGCUGGCUGGAUUGGAUCCUUCCAAGACUCAGAUCAGUCCCAAAGAAGGGUGGCAAGUAUACAGCUCAGCACAGGAUCCUGAUGGACGAUGCAUUUGCACAGUGGUUGCUCCAGAACAAAACCUGUGUUCCCGGGAUGCCAAAAGCAGGCAGCUUCGCCAGCUGCUGGAAAAGGUUCAGAACAUGUCCCAGUCUAUUGAAGUCUUAAACUUGAGAACUCAGAGAGAUUUCCAAUAUGUUCUAAAAAUGGAAACCCAAAUGAAAGGUCUGAAGGCCAAGUUUCGGCAGAUUGAAGAUGACCGGAAGACACUAAUGACCAAGCAUUUUCAAGAGUUAAAAGAGAAGAUGGACGAGCUUCUACCCCUGAUUCCUGUGCUGGAACAGUACAAAACAGAUGCCAAGUUAAUCACCCAGUUCAAGGAGGAAAUCCGGAAUCUAUCUGCCGUCCUCACUGGAAUUCAGGAGGAAAUCGGUGCCUAUGACUAUGAGGAACUACAUCAAAGGGUGCUUAGCCUGGAAACCAGACUUCGGGACUGCAUGAAAAAGCUAACAUGUGGCAAACUGAUGAAAAUCACAGGGCCAAUUACAGUCAAGACAUCUGGAACCCGAUUUGGCGCUUGGAUGACAGAUCCCUUAGCAUCUGAAAAAAAUAACAGAGUCUGGUACAUGGACAGUUAUACUAAUAAUAAAAUUGUCCGUGAGUACAAAUCCAUUGCAGACUUUGUCAGUGGAGCUGAAUCCAGGACAUACAACCUCCCUUUCAAAUGGGCAGGAACUAACCAUGUUGUCUACAAUGGCUCGCUCUAUUUUAACAAGUAUCAGAGUAACAUUAUCAUCAAAUACAGCUUUGAUAUGGGGAGAGUGCUUGCACAGCGAAGCCUGGAGUAUGCUGGUUUUCACAACGUUUACCCUUACACAUGGGGUGGGUUCUCUGAUAUCGACCUAAUGGCUGAUGAAAUCGGGUUGUGGGCUGUGUAUGCAACCAACCAGAAUGCAGGCAAUAUUGUCAUCAGCCAACAACCAAGAUACUUGGAGGUGAUGAAGAGCUGGAGCACUGGCUAUCCCAAGAGAAGUGCAGGCGAAUCUUUCAUGAUCUGUGGCACACUGUACGUCACCAACUCCCACUUAACUGGAGCAAAGGUGUAUUAUUCCUAUUCCACCAAAACCUCCACAUAUGAGUACACAGACAUUCCUUUUCAUAACCAAUACUUUCACAUAUCCAUGCUUGACUACAAUGCAAGAGAUAGAGCUCUUUAUGCCUGGAACAAUGGUCACCAGGUCCUGUUCAAUGUUACCCUUUUCCACAUCAUUAAGACUGAGGAUGACACAUAAGCAAAUGUAACUUAUUUUCACUGACCCAAAGGGUGUCAUUGUGAUAAACUCUGUAGGACCCCUUCUGUUUUCUCUUUAUUGUAACUUUCAUCAUUUCUCCAAAGCAUUUUUUAUUAUAAAGUUGGUGUUUCAAAAAACAGCUAAGUCUGUAUAAAUUAACCUGUUGGAAACACAUCUUAACUCCUAAAUUUACAAGGCCUAUCAUGUCCUUGUCAUGAAAAGCACUAAAAAGAGCUUAAGUGGCUAAAGUCAUAGUUUUACAAAAGAUUAAUGAUCUGCCUUAUAUUAGAGUCAGAGACUAAUGGUGGCUUAAAUGCAUGAAUGUCUUUUUUUUUUUUUUUUAACUUGUCAUUUUUUUACUGUUUUUUGCUCCACAUCAGGAAAUAUUUUGGUAGGAAUAAGGAAAAAAAAAAAAGCACUUUCCCCAUUUAUUCCUAAAAAAUAUUUAAGGAUCUUAUUUAUAUGAGAAAAUAAUAUUAAUCAUUUUGCUGUUAUACAAUUCUCCAAUGCGGUGCUGUACAGUCAUUUUUAAAUCUCUUGCUAACAUUUUAUUGGCAAUAUGUAUUUCUACCAUUGUAACCACCAUUGUGCAAUUGUAUCUCUUCACUUCUGUGAAAGUUAAUAUUUUUUAUAAAACACAUGAGGUAUCAUCAUCUCAGUAAUCACUAUAGGUAAACUUUCAAAUGUGGUCAGAGGGAAGUAUCUUUUCAGCUUACCCCUUUACAUAAACAUUACAAACUAAAAAGAAAAUCAAACUAGAUCCCUUAACAUAGAGUCUUUAUUUUAUCCCAAGUUCACUGGACCACUGACACAGAAUCCUAAAACUGAUUAGGGAAGGAUGUUAUUCUGUUCACCCCACUGAAAGCAACCUGUACAGCUGAUUGCAAAGAUGCAGCUGAGUCACAAAAAAUGGAGCUAAAAAAAGACUCCAUUUAUUAUACAAUCAAAUUUUGUUCUUUACAAUUAGACAUAUUAAUAUUUAACUUUAUUUUACACACAACUGGCAAUAAUGUAACUCCUUGUGUCAAGACUCUAAAGUACAUGAAAUAUAUAUGAAAACUCUUAAAAAUUUCUAUAUAUCAUCUAGACUUAUAAACUCUGGAGAGCUACUGGCAAGACUUGUGCAAAAGAAAACUGUGGAAAAUCUGGGAGUUGUCUGUGUUGUUUAAAUGUAUAAAUCAUAAACUCAGAAAACAUGGUAAGAUGGCAACCCCUUGUUAUUCUGACUCAUGGUAUGAAGAAAUAGUAUAACCAAAAAAUAAAGCUUUAAUAAUAUUUUAUUUAAUAACUCCAAAAACAUAUAACCAAUACAUAUUAAAUGUGAGUUUAGACCUACUUUCCACACAUUAAAAACACAGUUUUAUGGAAACGAGUGUGGGCUAGUUUUAAAAUUGAAAAAGUAUACUCUAUAAUAAAUAGUAUGUAACUUAAAUUGUUGUAAAUGUUUAGUUCCACGCAUACACAACAUCAUCGUUUCCUUUGUGAAGUAAGGAUAUAAUAAUUCAGAUAAAGCAUUAUGUAAAGAAAUAAUACUUAAGAGUAAUUCAUUUCAAAUGUCACGAGUAAAACACCAUUCUCAAAUAUCUCACUGUCAAAACUGUAGGAUGAAACAACUCAACCUUGAAGUUGUUAAAAUUUAACAAGAUUUCUUUUUUGCCUACAAAAAGUUAGCAUGAUUUCAUGACCACUCUGGGUCCUUUUGCAAUGUUGUCUUCUCCUUUAAACAUUUAUAGAAGUUCUCUGCUUUUGAGAGUGAGAAAAUUUAGGGACUCACUUCUUGUACACACAACAUAAAAAUAAUCAGCUCUUGUACAUCAAGAGUUUGUAUGAAGAAAGAAUGUCGAUUGCAGAAAUGAAUGAAUGUUCCGCAGAUGGCCUCUAGUGGAUAUCUGGGUCUUCAUUACUUGUUUUGUCUUUUGUUUUUUGUUUUAAAUAAUGUAAUAUGAUAUCACGUGAAUUCAGAACCUGGAUGGUCACAGCUUUUUGUGAAAUGUGAAGCUUGUAAACACUUUCUUGCUUUCUGUGUAAGGUUUCAUCACCAUAUCCAGUUUAUAGUGUAUGUGCUGCUAAAGCAAGCACAGAUUUUAUUAAUGUCACUAGAAGUGGGGGCAAUAUGAGUUUAAAAAUGGGAUACGCAUUAAACACUUAGUUUAAAAGCAUUUUUCUUAAUAAACUAUUCAGUUUGUGCCUGAAAUGAAUAA